GGGAAGCGACAGAUUGCACGAAUUGACCGUUAGAUAUAAGGCUGCGCAGGCCAGUGCAGGCAGUGGAGGAGGGACCGUGGGUGUCUGGGCAGCUAGCUGAUCUGCGGGCCUGCAGGGAAAGGACGCCGGACCCAGUCGCUUGCGCCUAGAGUUCAUCACUCCAAACCCACCCACCAAGGACACUGACCCUGUCCACUCCAGGCGAAUCGCGACCGUCCGGCUGGGUUUCCCCAAUUUGGGCCGACUUUGCGCCUCCAAACAACCUUAGCAUGAUGUCUUAUCUAAAGCAACCGCCUUACGCAGUCAAUGGGCUGAGUCUGACCACUUCGGGUAUGGACUUGCUACAUCCCUCAGUGGGCUACCCGGCCACUCCCCGGAAACAGCGGCGGGAGAGGACUACAUUCACCAGGGCACAACUUGACGUUUUGGAAGCUCUGUUUGCCAAGACCCGGUACCCAGACAUUUUUAUGCGGGAGGAGGUGGCGCUGAAAAUCAACUUGCCCGAGUCCAGGGUACAGGUAUGGUUUAAGAACCGAAGAGCUAAGUGCCGCCAACAACAGCAGCAACAACAGAAUGGAGGUCAAAAUAAAGUGAGACCUGCCAAAAAGAAGACCUCUCCAGCACGGGAAGUGAGUUCAGAGAGUGGAACAAGUGGCCAGUUCACUCCCCCCUCUAGUACCUCAGUCCCAACCAUUGCCAGCAGCAGCGCUCCUGUGUCUAUCUGGAGCCCAGCUUCUAUUUCCCCACUGUCAGAUCCCUUGUCCACCUCCUCCUCCUGCAUGCAGAGGUCCUAUCCUAUGACCUAUACUCAGGCUUCAGGUUAUAGUCAAGGAUAUGCUGGCUCAACUUCCUACUUUGGGGGCAUGGACUGUGGAUCUUAUUUGACCCCUAUGCAUCACCAGCUUCCUGGACCGGGGGCCACACUCAGUCCCAUGGGUACCAAUGCAGUUACCAGCCAUCUCAAUCAGUCCCCAGCUUCUCUUUCCACCCAGGGAUACGGAGCUUCAAGCUUGGGUUUUAACUCAACCACUGAUUGCUUGGAUUAUAAGGACCAAACUGCCUCCUGGAAGCUUAACUUCAAUGCUGACUGCUUGGAUUAUAAAGAUCAGACAUCCUCAUGGAAAUUCCAGGUUUUGUGAAGACCUGUAGAACCUAUUUUUGUGGGUGAUUUUUAAAUAUGCUGGGAUGGACAUUCCAGUUUUAGCCAGGCAUUGGUUAAAAGAGUUAGGCAGGGUGAUGCUCAGCUCCUCUGAUCAAAGUUUCCAAGAGGCAUAGAAGGAAAAAUGAAAGGCCUUAGAGGGGCCUGCCAACCAGCAACCUGAAAUGGACAAACCAAUCUUAAGAUUCUGUCAUAGUUCUAGAUCAUUGGUUUUCUGAUUUGCAAAUGAUUGAUCAAAUAUUCUAGUCACAUGCAACCAAACACCACUCAAAAUAAAGAUCAAACACAACUAAGUUGAGAGG
Phodopus roborovskii (desert hamster) is the source of this 1461-nucleotide messenger RNA. It is a transcript of the gene Otx2, whose product is annotated as orthodenticle homeobox 2. Gene Ontology annotation, cellular component: nucleus. The transcript is spliced from 4 exons. Lineage: Eukaryota; Metazoa; Chordata; Mammalia; Rodentia; Cricetidae. Gene Ontology annotation, biological process: regulation of transcription by RNA polymerase II; multicellular organism development. The record is from RefSeq and is a predicted model, not a curated record. Bases 270 to 1139 code for a protein of 289 amino acids. Gene Ontology annotation, molecular function: RNA polymerase II cis-regulatory region sequence-specific DNA binding; DNA-binding transcription factor activity, RNA polymerase II-specific.